Strongylus vulgaris is the source of this 627-nucleotide messenger RNA. The record is from the annotation of a GenBank genome assembly. NCBI's taxonomy places the organism in Eukaryota, Metazoa, Nematoda, Chromadorea, Rhabditida, Strongylidae.
AUGUUUAAAAAGGUUGAAAAGAUAACAUGCGUUGGGGCCGGAUAUGUGGGAGGUCCUACAUGUGCCAUGAUUGCUCACAAAUGCCCGGAUAUUCAGGUUACGGUAGUGGACAUGAACAUGGAGAAAAUCGAGCAAUGGAAUUCCGAGAAGCUGCCAAUUUUUGAGCCUGGGCUGGAGGAAAUUGUCAUGGCUGCUCGCGGAAAGAAUCUUCAUUUUAUCACCGAUAUUCCUAAAGCUAUUCGUGAGGCAGACCUUAUUUUUAUAUCUGUCAACACUCCUACGAAAACCUAUGGUAGAGGAAAGGGAAUGGCUCCGGAUUUGAAAUAUGUUGAAUCUGUAUCUCGUACCAUCGCUCAGCACGCAGUUGGACCAAAGAUCGUCGUUGAAAAAAGUACUGUACCAGUGCGCGCUGCGGAGAGUAUAAACGCUAUACUUAGAGAGGCUCAAAGGAACGAUCCUCGUUUGAAAUUCCAGGUUCUUUCAAAUCCGGAAUUUCUUGCUGAAGGAACAGCCAUUAGGGAUCUGUCGAAUCCAGAUCGUGUUUUGAUCGGUGGAGAAUCAUCACCCGAGGGUAAUAUCAUAUUUCUAAAAAAUCUUUUUUUAUUUUUCAAAAUGGAUAAUUCCUAA